This is a messenger RNA of Polychytrium aggregatum, 702 nucleotides long. RefSeq lists its product as uncharacterized. The transcript has 2 exons. NCBI's taxonomy places the organism in Eukaryota, Fungi, Chytridiomycota, Chytridiomycetes, Polychytriales. The coding region runs from base 1 to 702 and encodes 233 amino acids. Gene Ontology annotation, molecular function: protein binding. The record is from RefSeq and is a predicted model, not a curated record.
AUGGCCGGUCUGCAGGGCAACUUUGCCUUCAAGUUCGAGGCAACCACCCACAAGAUCCUCAGCGACAACCUCUCCGAGCCAACCUCUCCCAAGCUCUUCCCCGGCGUGCCGCCCUUCCUCUUGAAAAAGGGCAGCCCCGCCGUCCCGAACCUGUCGCCAUUGGCCCAGCCCACCAACGCUGGCCCUUACGCCAAGCUCGCCACUCAGAUCCACCCCGUCUCGCCCGACGACUUGGCCUCAAAAAAGGCCUCGAUCCCGCUGCCCAACCCGUCGACGGUCUAUCCCCUGAGCGACAAGGACAAGCUCCAGACCCAGUUUGCGGCCCCGGCGAUCAACCCCGUCUGGAUGGCGGCUGCCAAGGUGAUGGUCGUUACAUCGUACCUCCCCGUGCGCCCCGAUGAAAUUACUCUUGAGGUCGGGGACAUUGUCAUUGUGGAGACCCGAUUCCAUGACGGAUGGGCAAAGGGCGUCAAUCUCUCCAACGAGCAGAUUGGCAUGUUCCCGCUCCACCACACCAAGGAUCUGCCGGCCUUUGCUCGCACUCGAACUCCGUCCAUCCGCAGCGUCCCUGAAUCCGAUCCCAAGGCUGGAUAUGCACAGACAAAGUUUGUCCAGCAAGUCUAUGCUCCCCGGAGAGACGACACUGCCUACGACGAGCUGGACCAAAUGUCAAACGGAGGCCGGGUCGUUCCCACGCACUGA